AUGGGAUUUGCAGAGCUCUUAGAACAAGUUGGUAGCCUGGGGCGCUUCCAGAUCAUCCACGUGACCCUGCUGACCAUCCCCGUCUUCAUGAUGGCCAGUCACAUGAUACUGCAGAACUUUACCGCAGCCACCCCGGAUCACCACUGCUUGGUCCACCACCACGGUGCCACGUCUGGGAAUCAAAGCCUGGGAGAGGAGGAUCUCCUCAAGGUCUCCAUCCCCGUGGAUGAGAAGAGGCAGCCCAACCAAUGCCACCGCUUUGUCCACCACCAGUGGUGGCUCUUGAACUCCACCAUCGUGAACAGGACUGAGAUGGAGACGGAGCCGUGCAAGGAUGGGUGGGUGUAUGACAGGAGGGUCUUCCCUAACACCAUCGUCACUGAGUGGGACCUAGUAUGUUCUUCGCGAGCUCUGAAGCAGAUGGCUCAGUCCCUCUACAUGGCUGGCGUGCUAGUGGGAGGUAUCAUCUUCGGAGGCCUCUCAGACAGGUUCGGACGACGGUUGGUUCUCAUCUGGUGCUACUUGCAGCUGGCCGUCACGGGGACUGCCACCGCCUUCUCCCCCAGCUUCAGUGCCUACUGCAGUCUCCGCUUCCUGACGGGAAUGGCCUUCUCAGGCAUAGUCCUCAACUGCGUCUCCCUCUUUGUGGAAUGGACGCCCAUGAGGACACGAGCGGUGCUGGGGACUUUGACUGGCUUGUCCUACACCACCGGGCAAAUUGUCCUGGCGGGCAUGGCCUACUUCAUCCCGGACUGGCGCUGGCUGCAGCUCACCGUCUCCCUGCCUUAUUUCCUCUUCUUUCUCUACUCCUGGUGGUUUGCCGAAUCAGCCCGCUGGCUGGUGAUAGCCGGGAAGCCAGAUCUGGCUGUCAAGGAGCUGAAGAGGGUGGCCCGGAUCAAUGGAAAGCACAACGCCGGCGACAAACUAAACACUGAGGUGAAAUUAUCCAACAUGAAGGAAGAAAUGGCCUCCACAAAACGCAGCUGUUCACUUGUCGACUUCGUGCGGACGCCCACCAUGCGAAGGAUCUCUUUCUCCCUGUGCCUUGUGUGGUUCUCCACCAGUUUCGCCUAUUACGGGCUGGUCAUGGACCUCCAGACCUUUGGCCUCAACAUCUACUUGAUCCAGGUCGUUUUUGGAGCCGUCGACUUCCCAGCCAAGUUCAUUUCCGCCCUCACAAUCAAUUAUGUUGGGCGUCGGGUCACCCAAGCUGCCACGCUCAUCCUUGCAGGACUGACCAUCCUGGCUAACAUCUUCAUUCCUCAAGAUAUGCGCAACACGCGGACCGCCUUUGCCGUCUUCGGGAAGGGCUGUUUGGCUGCCUCAUUCAACUGCAUCUACUUAUACACUGGAGAACUUUACCCAACAGUGCUCCGGCAGACCGGCAUGGGUCUAACUAACACCAUGGCUCGCUUGGGUGGUAUGGUAGCCCCUGUGGCAAAGAUGUCCAGUGAGUACGUCCCAUUCCUGCCACACAUAAUCUACGGUGUUGCCCCCAUUGUAUCUGGGAUAGCUGCCCUCUUCCUGCCAGAAACCCGCAACGUCCCACUGCCGGAAACAAUAGGACAAGUUGAGAACAGGUGA
Rhineura floridana is the source of this 1584-nucleotide messenger RNA. RefSeq names its product solute carrier family 22 member 6-A-like. Gene Ontology annotation, molecular function: transmembrane transporter activity. Gene Ontology annotation, biological process: transmembrane transport. NCBI's taxonomy places the organism in Eukaryota, Metazoa, Chordata, Lepidosauria, Squamata, Rhineuridae. The transcript has 9 exons. Gene Ontology annotation, cellular component: membrane. The coding region runs from base 1 to 1584 and encodes 527 amino acids. The record is from RefSeq and is a predicted model, not a curated record.